AUGAACGUUAUUGUUCCAUGUUGUGGUAUGUGUGGUAUAAUACAAAAUGGUAAUCAAGGAAAAUAUAGUAGAUUUAACGGAAGAAUGUGGUUUGCUAAUAAUUCUGCCAUAUCAUUGGGUUAUUGUGGUUUAUCAACUUUUAGAACUAUGUUUAAUUGUACUCCUUUUUCUUCUAAAAAUUCUUACUCAUCUGUAUAUAGAAUGAUUUAG
Messenger RNA from Rhizophagus irregularis DAOM 181602=DAOM 197198, 210 nucleotides. RefSeq lists its product as uncharacterized. The record is from RefSeq and is a predicted model, not a curated record. NCBI's taxonomy places the organism in Eukaryota, Fungi, Glomeromycota, Glomeromycetes, Glomerales, Glomeraceae.